Messenger RNA from Capsicum annuum, 1466 nucleotides. RefSeq lists its product as uncharacterized. Lineage: Eukaryota; Viridiplantae; Streptophyta; Magnoliopsida; Solanales; Solanaceae. The record is from RefSeq and is a predicted model, not a curated record. The transcript has 3 exons. Bases 60 to 1250 code for a protein of 396 amino acids. Gene Ontology annotation, molecular function: carbohydrate binding.
UAUGUGAAUUUUUAACCUGAAAUAUUACUAAUGUUUUCUCGAAACACACCACCAAGUUAAUGUCAGCCUGUUACUUUCAUUUAACCAACACCUAUAUCCUUGCUCCUAUAUAUAUAGCAGUAUACUUUUUUUUUACAUGUCUUCAAAUUAAACACUUGAAAAUGGCUGAGGCAGCCACAUCCAAAGCAAUAUCAGAAAUCACAAAACAAGCAAUAUUCUUAUAUGGUGUAGAUGAACAAGUAAGAGCACUUGUUACUGAGUUAGGACGUAUGCGAUCUUUCUUGAAAGACGUUGAUUCAAGAAAACAGACAGAAGAGAGAGUCAAAAAUUGGGCUGAUGAAAUUAGGGACCUUGCACAAGAUGCUGAGGGCAUAGUUGAGAAAUAUGCUGCUGAGGUCAAACAAAUAAAAGGGGAAGACACUGCUUAUUGUUUUUGGACAAUAUUAAUCAAUGUUGUGAAAGAAGUUGUUGUAAGGUACAAAAUUGGCUGGGACAUAGGAAAGAUCAACAAGAGGAUCAAGAACUUAACACAAAGUUUGAGAACUUAUGGUAUAAUUCAUGGUAUAAAUGAAGGAGAAACAUCUUUUAGAGAAGUCAUAUUACAAAGUGGAUCUAUUUAUGUUGAGAGAUGGGGAGGUCUUGGAGGAGGGCUUUGGAGUUAUAGGCCAAAAGGUUUAGUGAAACAUAUAAUUGUUAAGCAUGGAGGGGUUAUAGAUUCUAUAAUGUUUAAGAGCAUUGAAGAAAAUGGUGUCAUGGAGGCUUCUCAAAGAUUUGGUGGUGUUAAUGGCCAUCUCACAACUGAGGACCUCUUCAAUGGCAAGGUGAAGGGGAUUGGUAGACAAGAGGAUGGACUGUAUGUUCUUAAAAGAGAAUGGAAAGAUAAUGCUGUUCAGGAAGGACCAAAACACAACAGGUUCACUGCAGAGGUUGUUGUUCCCAAUUGCAGACUAUGGCACCAAAGACUUGAGCACCCAACUCCUCAGAUCAAUAUAAACAGCCCUUCAGAGUAUUUGACAGGCAUAAGUGGGACAUUUGGACAAUAUCUUUCCAGUACUCUAAUAAAAUCCAUCAUGUUUCACACUAACAUUAGCCAUCAUGGCCCUAUAGUAGGUUCAGAGAAGGAGACAGCUGAUGAAAAGUUCUCAUUCAUCAUGCAAGGUGGCGUUGUUGUUGGAUUCCAUGGAUUUUCAGGGUUAUUUCUUGAUUCCAUUGGUUUGUAUGUUAUGCCAUGCAACAGCUUACUUUCUUAGUAAGCAUACUGUCUCAUCAAUGUCUAUUCGAGUAAGCUUGUACACAAGGUAGAGUACCAUCAUGCAUGUUGCCUCAUAAACAUAUAUCCAAGCUAAGCUUCAUUAUUGUCAUAAGGUUUAACUCAUAUUGAUUUGUGAGAAAGGAACUGACUCGAUCAUGACCAAGCACAACAGAUAUAUAUAAUGGAAAUGCCAGUUUCCAGCUAGAUCAACCAA